Molecule: messenger RNA, 657 nt
Organism: Scedosporium apiospermum
Lineage: Eukaryota; Fungi; Ascomycota; Sordariomycetes; Microascales; Microascaceae
Exons: 5
Coding region: 1-657 (218 amino acids)
Source: RefSeq, a predicted model, not a curated record
AUGGAAGAGUUUAGUACUGCAAAAGGUGGCGUCGACGGACUUCACGUCCUUUAUGAACGCCCGGAAGGCACCCAGGGGAUCAUCGAUAUCGUUGCCGUCCACGGCAUGGGCGGUCACUGCGUUAACUCGUGGACACACCAGGCAACCAAGUGCUUCUGGCUGCGUGACUUGUUGCCCGUUAAAAUGCCCCAGGCCCGCAUCAUAACAUUCCAAUACGACACCCCAAGGCUUUUCGGCCAGACCGCCUACGGGGUGCCUGAUCACGCCGGGGCACUUCUCAAAGCCCUCAGGGACAAACGUGAUGAGGAGUCAACGGACCCGAUUGUCUUCAUCGGGCACAGCCUGGGGGGAAUCAUUAUCAAGAAGGCGAUAGAGUUGGCUAAUACAGACGACGUGUUUCGGGAUAAUAUCGCCAAAGCAGCACAGGGGAUAGUCUUCUUCGGGACCCCCCACCGCGGCUCCGCUGUCGCAAGCUUCCUGAUUGUCAAAAUGAUGACCUCCCUACCUGGCUGGUCCGGCACUAAGUUCCUCCCGCUGCUCGAGAUCAACUCGAACGGCCUGUCGGAAAUCACCGAGGAUUUCCUGCCGUUCGCGCACAAGUACGCACUUGUCACAUUUUACGAGCAGCACAACUUUCCAUGGCUUAAGUAUAGGUAG